This is a messenger RNA of Sclerotinia sclerotiorum 1980 UF-70, 1563 nucleotides long. RefSeq lists its product as hypothetical. The transcript has 3 exons. Gene Ontology annotation, cellular component: peroxisomal membrane. The record is from RefSeq and is a predicted model, not a curated record. Lineage: Eukaryota; Fungi; Ascomycota; Leotiomycetes; Helotiales; Sclerotiniaceae. Bases 1 to 1563 code for a protein of 520 amino acids. Gene Ontology annotation, biological process: protein import into peroxisome membrane. Gene Ontology annotation, molecular function: protein-macromolecule adaptor activity.
AUGAAUUCCAUCCGCAAAUGGGCAAGGAGAAAUAGAACUCCCCUUGCGAUUGGAUUUGGAGUGAUUGGUGUAGGCUAUGUCGCGACUCAAUAUGUGUUGGGAAAGAUAUCGGAUGCUCGACAACGCAUGAGUAGUGAUCGUAUAGCUCGAGAGAACCUACGCCGUCGAUUUGAACAAAAUCAAGAAGAUUGCACCUACACUGUCUUAGCCCUCCUUCCCACAGCCACCGAGAACAUUCUUGCAGAAUUGAAAACCGAGAGGAUCACGGAUGAGUUGCAACAGCAGAAAGCUGCCAAGCAGGCACGAAAUGGAGAAGGUCGUCGAUCAGAUUGGGGUUCCAGUCCUCCGAGCAUUACCGACGAUGAUGGUAGAAGUAUGGCAAGUUUCAGUGAUAGUGGAAUGCAUAUAAGUCAACUCGGCAUACCUUCAGGAUUAGAAUUGGGUAUAGAUGGAGCGCAAGAUGGAGGACAACAAGGGGAACAGCAAGUACAGAGGGUGAAAAGGUCAAAGAUGCAGUUGUGGAACGAUCUCAAGAUUAGUUCUAUCACGCGAUCAUUCACUUUGAUAUAUACGCUCGCUCUUCUCACACUCCUCACGCGAAUACAGCUCAAUCUCCUAGGACGUCGCAGUUACCUUUCGAGUGUAGUCUCUUUGGCUACAGGUGGCGUGGAGCAGUCAACGAUUAAUUUGGAGAACCACGAUGAUGAUAAUUCAGAGCAAGCAUAUGGGAACGAUUUCGAAACGAAUAGACGAUACCUUACAUUCAGCUGGUGGUUACUUCAUAGAGGGUGGAGGGAUGUUAUGUAUAAGGUCGAAGCUGCAGUGAAAGAAGUAUUCAGGGAUACUUCUAUCAGAGAAGAGCUUACCAUGGCCAAGUUCUCUGAGUUGACGCUCGAGGUUCGUAAAAAGGUAGAAGGGGCCACCCCCGAGGACAGACAGGCGUCUCGAUGGUUGCAGUACCUACUGCCACCAAGAGACCAAGAAGAUUUUGUAAUCAAAGAGUCUGGCAUGAAAACUAUGGAGCCUGAGACCCCUUCAUCCUCCCCUAUAUCACCUCUGAGACGGCUACUUGAUGAAACUUCGGACCUUAUCGACUCUCCACCGUUCUCACAUGUCCUCACUAUGCUUCUCGAUGCUGGCUUUUCAACUCUUGUUGAACAAAAGAUAGCCCAGCAAAGUUUCAAGAUUCCUUCUCAGCCAGAUGAUACUCGUUUUACGGAAGUCGUUGAGCCAAAACCGGUAAAACUUCCAUUAAUAUUGGCUGUCCUCACUAGACAGGCACAUUCUAUAGGCAACGGUGUGCCCAAUGAAUAUCUUCAAGCCAUGGAGCAGGUUAGGGAGUUGGAGGCUUUUGCUGCUGUGGUUUACUCUAGUCACGAGAACGAGAUCAACCCAGUCGAUGACUUUGGAAGUGCUAUAUUAGUGUCGAAGAAUGGCUUGGGCGAAUCCGAGAUCACUGCCGUGGCUUCUAGUGGCCAAGGCAGUCUCAUAGAUGUGGGGACCGCAAGCAGAUUUGAAAGUGCAUGGGGGAAAGCGGUAGAGCCUGCGGACAGGGCGAUAUAA